Rhinolophus ferrumequinum (greater horseshoe bat) is the source of this 1899-nucleotide messenger RNA. RefSeq names its product fructosamine 3 kinase related protein (gene FN3KRP). NCBI's taxonomy places the organism in Eukaryota, Metazoa, Chordata, Mammalia, Chiroptera, Rhinolophidae. The transcript has 6 exons. The record is from RefSeq and is a predicted model, not a curated record. Bases 272 to 1051 code for a protein of 259 amino acids.
GGUCCGGGACGGGGGCCGUCACAGCCCGUGGCCGCAGUGCGCGGCCCUCGGUGACCUGGUCUGUACCGGCAGGCUGUGUGUGGGCGUCUCCGGGGCGGGCACCAGCCCGCGGGCGCCGGUGAGGACGGCAGAGCUGUGGAUGGUGUUCCCGUGAUUGAUGUGGCCGCCGCUUUGAGGAAAUGCACGUCGUUUGGCGACUUUUGCGCAAGGACGGGUCGCGCGCGGACGCCCCAGGCCCCGGGUUGUGUCUGGACUCGCAGAGGCUAAAAGAAUGUUUGAAGGUGAGAUGGCAAGUUUAACCGCCAUCCUGAAAACAGACACGGUGAAAGUGCCCAAACCCAUCAAGGUUCUUGCUGGCCCUGGCGGCGGCAGCAUGCUAGUGAUGGAGCAUGUGGACAUGCGGUCUCUGAGCGGUCAUGCUGCCAAGCUGGGAGCCCAGCUCGCGGCUCUGCACCUGGAUAAUAAGAAGCUGGGAGAGAUGCUGCAGAAGGAAGCUGGCACAGUGGGGAGAGGAGGUGGGCAGGUGGAACGGCCCUUCGUGGACCAGUUUGGGUUUGAUGUGGUGACAUGCUGUGGCUACCUCCCCCAGGUGAACGACUGGCAGAAGGACUGGGUCGCAUUCUAUGCCCAGCAGCGCAUUCAGCCCCAGAUGGACAUGGUGGAGAAGGGGUCUGGGGACAGGGAGGCCCUCGAGCUGUGGUCUGCUCUGCAGUUGAAGAUCCCUGACCUGUUCCGUGACCUGGACAUCGUCCCAGCCCUGCUCCACGGGGACCUCUGGGCAGGAAACGUCGCCGAGGACUCCGCCGGGCCGGUCAUUUUUGACCCGGCUUCUUUCUACGGCCACUCGGAGUACGAGCUGGCAAUCGCCGGCAUGUUCGGGGGCUUCGGCCGCUCCUUCUACUCUGCCUACCACAGCGAGAUCCCCCGAGCCCCUGGCUUCGAGAAGCGCCUGCAGCUGUACCAGCUCUUCCACUACCUGAACCACUGGAACCACUUCGGAUCCGGGUACAGAGGGUCCUCCCUUAGCAUCAUGCGGAGCCUCACCAAAUGAACUGGUGUCCUCGGGGGCCUCAGGCUCCCGGGCACCUCCACAUUCCUGUCCACCUGGGCGCCCUCAUUUCUUCACACGCCGGAGUCGCUUCAGACCAGUUCCCAAGCCUUGGAAAGUGCGUAGUGUCCCAGAAGAAAGGUAGUCUCAUCCUAAAGAUGGACGCUUUGUCCAACUUCAUAGCUGGAUAAAACUGCACUACACGCGUGACGUGAACACAGGGACCUGAGGUGGAGGGAAGUGGCCGGUGUACCAGGCUCCGCUGCUGAGGACACCUUUCCGCCAGCUCCUCCUGUCUCCCUCUGGAAUGACUGGGGUGCAGGGCGAUGCUUCCUGAAGGGCUGUGCUUGGGUCUAGACGUGAGGCCGUCCUACCACGAGCACCCUACAAUGACCAGUCCCAAAGUCGGGCACAUUCCUUUGCUCUCUGUCCCCUCUGGGCCAGCUGCAGGCUGAGCAGGUUUGGAGAUGCUUCUGGGAGUGACCCAACUGCCAGCCACAGGGUGUCCUCAGUACAUCUGGGAGCUGUUGACUUGCUCUUCUUAGCUCCCCAGCUUGUCUGCCGCGCCCUAAAGCUUGCUGACAGUCAUUCCUUCGCAUCAGAGAAAACCGGCGCUAAGCGGUGUUUUCUCUCCUCCAGUUGUGCAGUGAUGAGCAACAGUCCAGAGGCACUGAUGCCAGUAAAUCCUUUUCCAUAAACUUUCAGUAGUUUCAGUGAUGCAAGAGAGUGUUUCUCUCAUUUAAACUGUAAUUCACUGUUUUUCCCAGCUGUUUGCCAAGAAACCUUCGUAAUGUCUUAUGACAAUAAAUAGCUUCAACUGCUGUUUCUUAAAAGAGCAGUUGUUUUCCUGA